AUGGAUCGUCUCUUCUUUCACUCCACCGAACCCGACGACUCACAACCACCACCGAUCCAAACCAUCCUCUCGCAACCGCUGGUUCUAACCGACCGCAUCCGUCUCGCUGUUUCCGAAUCCAAAAUCUACAAACUUGAGUGCACCGAUGUCGGCAAACACGUCGAUCAUCUAACCCACAUGCUCCGUUCCACCCUACGCUUUGCAGACUCAAGUUCAACCCCGUUGUAUGAACGUCCGAUUCGCCGUAUAUUCAACGAUGUUUCGCGAACGUUAACGCGUGCGUUAACGUUAGUCCGGAAGUGUCGUCACCGUGGUAUCAUUCGCCGGUUUGUCAGCAUUGUUAGUGUUUCGGAUUUUCGGAAAGUGGUUAACCUGUUGGAUGUUUCGAUAGGUGACAUGAAAUGGUUGAUUAGCGUAUUCGAGGCUUGCGGUGAAGGCGAACGGGCCGAUGGAGGUAUUGUGUUGACAUUACCGCCUAUUGCGAGUAAUGAUCCGAUACUAGCGUGGGUUUGGUCUUGUAUAGCUUCUAUGUAUGUGUCUUCGGUGAGUUUGAAAGUGGAAGCUGCUAAUGAAUUGUGUAAUUUAGCGCGAGAUAGUGAUCGAAACAAGAUGGUUAUUCUGGAAGAAUGUGGGAUUGCUCCGUUGUUGAAGCUUUUGAAAGAUGAGUUGGUGUGUGAAACUCAAGUUGCGGGUGUGAAGGCGCUCUUUAGUAUUGUUAAUGAUCAGUAUAGGGCUCGGGCGGUUUUUAAUGAGCAUGGUGUGCCGGUUAUAGUGCAGGCGUUUAGGAAUUCGGCUAUGGUGGUGCAGACUGAGGUUGCGAAAUUGAUAGCGAGAAUGGCGGAACAAGAUAGGGUUUGUCAAGAGGGUUUUGCUAGAGAGAAUGUGAUUGAGACGCUUGUGACGAUGUUGUUAGCGAAUGUGUUUAGUGAUGAUCGCGGUAGGAUGAGUAAGUUUUUGAGGAAAAGUAUUGGAUCAGCGAUUGAGAUGAACAAGCAAAUGGAGAAAGGUUUGGUUGUGUCGUCGAGUUUAGGUAACAAGAAGGCGGUGUCUUCGUCUGUCUGGCCGAGAAACAAGAGAGAUAGCACGAUGGAUACGUCGCAGAUGAUUGUUGAGUUUAAUACUAACUGUUCCGGAGCGCUAUGGAUGCUUGCUAGAGGCAAUGUGGCUAAUUGUAGGAAGAUAACGGAGACGAAAGGGUUACUUUGUUUGGCGAAGCUUAUCGAGAAGGAAAAGGGGGAAUUGCAGAUUAAUUGUUUGAUGACGGUUAUGGAAAUCACAUCUGCGGCUGAAUACAACGCUGACAUUCGGAGAUCGGCUUUUAAGACUAGUUCACAUGCUGCAAAAGCCAUAUCUGAUCAGCUUCUUCGACUGAUCAAUGAAUCUGAUAACCCUACAAUCAAGAUUCCAGCCAUCAAGGCGAUUGGUCAUUUGGCUCGAACAUAUCCUGCAAGACUGGUUCAGGUUAUUAGUCCUUUGGUCAAACAACUUUGUGACAUGAAUCCAGAUGUAGCCACUGAAUCAGUUAUCACUCUUGGGAAGUUUACUUGUCCAGAGAACUAUUUACGUGCAGAGCACUCAAAGACUAUAGUCGACUUUGAAGGAGUCCCACAUGUGUUGAAAAUGCUGAGGGGGAAUGAGAGGACUCAAUAUCAUGCUUUGGUUCUUCUGUGUCACCUUGCAAUGCACGCGGGAAAGAAUGAGCAAUUUCAACAUGCAAGAGUUUUGACGGCUUUAGAAGGCGUGGAUAAAUCUGUUGCUUCUCAGUAUGCAAGUUUGAAAGAUUUGGUUGCACAGGCGGUUCGUUAUCUCAAAAUGUCAGGUUAUUAG
Messenger RNA from Helianthus annuus (common sunflower), 1827 nucleotides. RefSeq lists its product as uncharacterized. Gene Ontology annotation, biological process: cell surface receptor signaling pathway. Gene Ontology annotation, molecular function: protein binding. The record is from RefSeq and is a predicted model, not a curated record. The coding region runs from base 1 to 1827 and encodes 608 amino acids. The transcript has a single exon. NCBI's taxonomy places the organism in Eukaryota, Viridiplantae, Streptophyta, Magnoliopsida, Asterales, Asteraceae.